Molecule: messenger RNA, 1388 nt
Organism: Rhagoletis pomonella (apple maggot)
Lineage: Eukaryota; Metazoa; Arthropoda; Insecta; Diptera; Tephritidae
Product: protein hemingway-like
Exons: 4
Coding region: 126-1268 (380 amino acids)
Biological process (GO): spermatogenesis
Source: RefSeq, a predicted model, not a curated record
UAUAUAAUUAUUUAUUUUUUAAUUUGCCGGUAAUGGCAAAAUCUACUUGAGCACAGUUGUUUAUUUAAUAAUAACUAAAUAAGCUACGAAAAUAUUAACAAAUAAAUAUCUCAAAUUGAGUGAAAAUGUCUAAUGAAUUGAACUCGGAUGAGGAAAAAUAUGCAAACGAAUCCUUCGAAAAUGAUACAGACGAGAUUCCUGAAAUUUCUGAAACAGAGAGUGAAAGCGAAGGAGAGCCGGCAGUUGUGUCUUCAAAUAGUAACCUGUAUGCCUACGCACGGAAUCGUUUCAACGGACGCAAAAACUCCUUGCAGAAUAAAAAUUAUGUGCCCUUCGACAGUUCUUCGGAAGACGAUCAGGAUGUUGUUAUCAGUGAAACCAUUGCUGAAAUCAAUACGGAACCAAUGUGCAUGGAAGACGCCAUCCAAACCCAAAGAACACCUAUCAAUUCUGCGCUAACACGCCGGGGCAGUGAAUCUCUUGCUACAGUUGAGAUUCCAAAUUUUCCAUCCUAUGCCAGUGAUGGUGGCAUUAUCGACGAAGUCUCGGAUAGUGACGAAACAAAAGCCCAAUUGUCGUUAGAAAAUGAAAGUGAAUUGCUGCAAAAAUUUAACGAUUUAAAUUGUGGUAAAGAUGAGUUGUCAGCGGCAGUACAAUUAGAAGAUGAAGUAUUAGCAGCAAGCAGCUUUCUUCAACCGGAUGUAGCCUACGAAGAGGAGUCUGUGAACGAGUCCCAAAGGGCGAGCAUGAACGAUCAGAAUACACCAUUAGUAGACACUUGUCGACAAGAUCUGGUGAGUUUUUCCGAUACCGAUAACUUCAGUGAAUAUCCGUCCAAGGAAAUGGAUAAUGAGCCCGUUGAAUAUGAACCAAGUAUUGAGGUGCAUAUUAGUAGUGAAACACCUACUAGCUUCAAUUCAGAUGAUUAUGCCUUUCAUCUAAACUUUUUAAAAAGCAAUGGUUCCAAUGAGCAAUUGCGUAUGCGCCAUCAGCAGCGCAAAAGCUGGAGCUUUUCAAAUGACCGUAUGCGCGAAAUAGAGCGUCAUAACCACAUUCUGCUCCGAAAGAUACUCUCUCAAAAGCCAACAUACCAUUGGGCUACGCCAAAACCAACUAAGUUCACAACAUUACCCCCGACGACACGCAUCACCAGCGCAGCUAUCAACCGUAAAAAGAAGCAACGACAGAUUGACAUGGAUAAUCAAGGACUUAAAAGACGCAUAGAGGCAAUAUCACUGCGACGUCCAACGGUGCAACAUUUAAAUUAACAAUAAAUGUUUUUGGAUUUCGGAAACAUACACAUUUGAAUUACUAAUUUAGACAAAAUGAUUAGACCAGGAAAAUAUAUUUUUGUCAUUUAAGUAUUACUAAUAAAAAAAGUUUUCGUU